CAGAAAGCAAUUGAAGCAAAUGAACGAGCAAGAGCACAUAUGCAGGCAUUUAUUGAUAAGUUCCGGUACAAUGCAAAGAGGGCAUCUCUAGUUCAGUCUAGGAUCAAGGCAUUAGAUCGCUUGGGUCAUGUAGAUGAAAUUAUUAAUGAUCCUGAUUACAAAUUUGAGUUUCCAACUCCAGAUGAUAGGCCUGGCCCUCCCAUAAUAAGUUUCAGCGAUGCCUCAUUUGGUUAUCCUGGGGGGCCCAUAUUGUUUAAGAAUUUGAAUUUUGGAAUAGAUCUAGACAGCCGUAUUGCAAUGGUUGGGCCAAAUGGCAUUGGGAAAUCAACGAUACUCAAACUAAUUUCUGGUGAGUUACAACCAAGCUCAGGGACAGUUUUUCGUUCGGCUAAGGUUAGAAUUGCUGUGUUUAAUCAGCACCAUGUUGAUGGAUUGGAUCUUUCUUCAAAUCCUCUUUUAUAUAUGAUGCGCUGCUACCCUGGGGUACCUGAACCGAAGCUCCGUGCUCACCUUGGUUCUUUUGGUGUAACUGGCAAUCUUGCACUUCAGCCAAUGUACACUUUAUCUGGUGGACAAAAAAGCAGAGUUGCAUUUGCAAAGAUAACUUUCAAGAAACCGCAUAUUCUAUUGCUUGAUGAGCCAUCAAAUCAUCUAGAUUUGGAUGCAGUGGAGGCGCUAAUUCAAGGUCUUGUCUUGUUCCAAGGGGGCAUUCUCAUGGUCAGUCACGAUGAGCAUCUUAUAUCUGGAAGUGUAGAGGAGCUAUGGGCGGUAUCAGAUGGCAAGGUGGCACCUUUCCGUGGUACAUUCCAGGACUACAAGAAGUUGCUCCAGUCUCGUUAGAGUUCGGAGGACAACUUAUUUCUCGUUGUGGUAUGGUACCGCAUGUGCACUAAACUAAAGCUAAGAUUUCUUGAGUUGUUACAGAAUACAAAUGUUAUUUGGUUUUCGUGCUUAUGCCUAUGGAAAUUAAUUAUUGAUUUUUUCCCCUGUUCGACAGAGGGAAAAUGUAUUCCCAUAAGAUGGUAAUUUACAAAUACCUGCACCCGUUUAAUGGUUGGAGUUAUAUUAUGCUUAUCACCAAUACCA
This is a messenger RNA of Carica papaya (papaya), 1086 nucleotides long. The record is from RefSeq and is a predicted model, not a curated record. Lineage: Eukaryota; Viridiplantae; Streptophyta; Magnoliopsida; Brassicales; Caricaceae.